AACAAUCAGGUCAAACCGUCAAAGUCAUAUUGUAUUUAAGUAAGUAGUCGGUAAGAAAAUUUGAAACGCACAAAUAAUAAAAAGGAACCAAAUCAAUUUUCAAUGAUAUGAUAUGGUAUGGUUAAUAAUGAAUGAAGUAGCCAUGAAGUUUCCCUGAAAAUUUCGUUCCUCUUUCCUUAAUUAUUAUGACACUUCAGGAAAUAUAUAGAAGUGUUUCGUUCAGCAAUAAUUCAGACCAACCAUUCAAAGUAUUGGUCUCGUCAUUUUUUAAUCUCUCUUUCUCGAUCUAUGUUUAUUAUUUGAGAGUGGAAUUAAUAAUUAGAAAUAAAAUAAAAAAAAAAAUGGCAGGGAUGCUACCAGGAGUAGAAGCAGCAAGAAGAAGGAGAGUUCAUCAAAGCAGUAGCAUUAAUAAUAGCAGUUGUUCAUCUCCCUCCUCGAGACGCCUUUCUUUCUCACUAUUCUCCACAAAUACCUCUACCACCUCUGCCUCUACUUUCUUGGGGCAUACGACAAGAAGCAGGACAUCAUACGAAGAUGUUGAUGAUGAUGAAGACGACGCAAAGUUAGGAGCUUUGGCUAGAGAAGCCAAGGUUAGACUUGAUGCCAAGCUCAGAUCAACACCCCUCAAAUCUACCAGGAAUAAUAACAGAAUAGGAAGAUUCCUGAACAAUGAAAAUGAAGUGACAAGAAAGAAGAAGAAGAAGAAGAAUGGAAAGCUUAGUUGGAACUGGAAAUCAGGGGACCAAUUAGAAUUACAAGAUAAAAAUAAAAAUGGAGAAUGUGCAGUAUGCUUGGAUGAAAUGAAAGAGGGUGAUGACAUAAUGAAUUUAGAAUGCGAUCAUAGUUUUCAUUCAAAAUGUUUGAUGCCUUGGCUUCAAACCCCUGUUGCAGGUUCAGUAUCCAACACCUUUAAACUUCAUUUUUCUCACUCUUUCUAUGUCAGAUCAUUCAUUACAAUGUUCAUCGGCUUGCUUAUUACCAUUUACCAACUAGUAUGUAAUGUAAAUACAAGCAAGAUCGAGGUUUUCCAGGCCAGUUGCCAACCCAUAUCAUGUGUUUUAUUCUCACCUACCCUCUCUCUUUUUUAUCCUUUCUUAUUAAGUGCUCAUUUAAUUUACGUAACAAUGACUGAGAAAUUUCCAAUUAAUUAUCUACACCGUAGCUCUUAAAACUUUGUGCAACAAAGUAAAACUUCUUGUCAUUAUUUUCUCAACUACAAUCAAUUUAAUAUGAACAAACAUACAAUUGAAGAUUCGAGAUCUUCCUACAAUUUGUUAUUUAACAUACAAAUUCGAAUUAUAUGAUUGAAUAUGAAGCGACUAAGUCAAAUCGACAAUUCUCACAAGAAUUCACAUUGUCAAAAUUUCCACCAAUAACUUUUAUUUCUUCCAUAAAACAAUAAUAAUAAUACCAACAAAGACCUUAACAUAAUAAUCCCAAUCAAUGCA
Chenopodium quinoa (quinoa) is the source of this 1448-nucleotide messenger RNA. RefSeq lists its product as uncharacterized. The record is from RefSeq and is a predicted model, not a curated record. Gene Ontology annotation, biological process: ubiquitin-dependent protein catabolic process. Gene Ontology annotation, molecular function: ubiquitin protein ligase activity. Bases 186 to 1169 code for a protein of 327 amino acids. Lineage: Eukaryota; Viridiplantae; Streptophyta; Magnoliopsida; Caryophyllales; Amaranthaceae. The transcript has 3 exons.